Messenger RNA from Miscanthus lutarioriparius, 1698 nucleotides. The record is from the annotation of a GenBank genome assembly. Lineage: Eukaryota; Viridiplantae; Streptophyta; Magnoliopsida; Poales; Poaceae.
AUGGCGGCGGUGAACUGCCUCUACGUCGCGGCCGCCUCCACGGCGGCCAGCGCCGCCGCGCUGCAGUGGUGGGCGUCCUCGCUCCUCGACGGAGACGCUGGGGCCGGCGGGGAUGGAGACUGGCUUGGAGCCGUGCUGCGGUCGAGGGUCACCGUCGCGCUUCUGGCGAAUCUGGCGGCCCACGUGUUCCUCGUCGUCAUCCUCGCGCUCAAGACUCUAUUUUUUGUUCAGCUAACUUCUAUAGAGACCAGAAAAGUGUUGGAGCACAUCAUUAACUAUGUAAUUUACAAGGGAACUUUUCUCCCACUGGUUGUGCCUCCUACUUCUCAGCAAAUUAUCCUUUGGUCAACUUGGUUGGUCAUUCUUUGUUCACUGAAGAUGUUUCAAUCAUUGGCCAGAGAACGUCUAGAGCAGCUGAAUGCUUCUCCCUCAGCGACUCCUUCAAAUUAUUUCCGUGUGUACUCUGCAUUGCUUCUGGUUUUAUCAGCUGAUCUGCUUUGGAUGUGGCUCUGUGUAGGGUUCUGCAGCUCCUGUAAUUCCAAGUUGUUUUGGCUCCUGUUCUUUGAACCACUUAGUAUUGCCUUUGAUACACUGCAGUCUAUCAUGGUGCAUGGGUUUCAGUUAUUUGACAUCUGGCAACGGCAUCUUAUGGAAAGUGGUGCAGACUUUCUUGAUUUCCAGAAAUCUUAUAAGCAAGCAGCAGGAUCUUUUUCUGAAUGGAGGGGCAAGCUUACUAGGAACUUUGGUUUUGCCAUUGAUUUGAUAAGCUUGUUGAUGUCACUUGGUCAUUACUCGAUGAUCUUUUGGCUUCGUGGUAUGGCGUUUCAUCUGGUUGAUGCAGUUCUCUUAUUGAACUUGCGUGCUCUUAUAGUUUCCUUUUUGAAGAGGAUUAAAACUUACAUCAAGUUACGGAAGUCACUUAGUUCACUCGAUGGAGCACUUCCAGAUGCUACGUAUGAUGAAAUCUGUGCAUAUGAUGAUGAGUGUGCCAUCUGCAGGGGACCAAUGGGUCGAGCUAAAAAGUUGUCCUGCAACCAUCUAUUUCAUCUAGCUUGUUUGCGAUCAUGGUUGGAUCAAGGGCUAAUGGAAGGUUACUCCUGUCCAACUUGUCGGAGACCGCUCUUAUUGUCAUCUGAAGGGCAAACAAGGUCUACGACUGCGGAGGUAGCAAAUGUUCAGCGAAUUGCGGAACAGCUUACUAUGGGGAUGAAUCAGCAGAGAGUUCCUGGUAAUGACCAUCCUGUUGAACAGCAGAACCCUUCAGAUGCUGUUUGGAGAGGUGUUGGUCUGGAUGCUAGCUGGAUUCCACCGUGGUCAAGCCCUGUGAUGGACAAUCCCAGUUCCUCUAGUGCAGUGAGGUCAGUAGGUCUUACUGGAGUUCAUAUGAUGAUGAGGCAGUUGGCUUCUGUGACAGACAAUUAUGGGCAUGCUGAUGGUACCUGGAACCUAUGGCCCGAGCCGAUGGCAGGGUCCUCUCUUGUUCCAUCCACUUCCUCGAUGCCUGGUAGUGCAUCUGCUUCUGGAUUGCGGCUCCGUGGUAGUGCAGACACAGGCAAUGGAAGUCUUUCAGAGGUACUCACUAUGGUAGAUAGAGUGCGGGAAGUUCUACCUCAUAUCCCUGAUGAGCUAAUUAUAGAGGAUUUGAUGAGGACAAACAACAUAAACGCGACUGUGAAUAAUCUUCUGCUGAUGCAGUAG